CCGUCGGGGCCCGGGCAGCCGGUUUUCAGCCAGUCCUUGCCUGCGAUCUAUGGGCGAGCGCCUGCGCCACUUACCGGCUAAAUUUCGCCAAUGUAGACGUACGAGAGAUGGAGGUAUUUGACUUUAUCGUCGAUAGAGGCCCGGCGUCCUUACCGCCCAUCGACAUCUUACACGUGUCGCCGCCGUGUCAAGUGUGGAGCCCGGCGCAUACGCGAGUCGGACGAGACGACGACGCAAACCUCGCCGCGCUCUUCGCGACGGCGCAGAUCCUGCGCGCGUUGCGGCCGCGCUUCGCUACAGCCGAGCAGACCUUCGGCAUCCACCACGCUCGCUUCCGGGCGUAUUUCCACGCAUUUAUAGCCGCCUUCACUGCUCUCGACUAUUCGGUCGCUUACCGCGUGGUUAACCUCGCCGAAUGGGGGGUCUGCCAGCCCCGUCGCCGCCUCAUCGUCAUCGCUGCCGAGGUCGGUGAGCGCCUGCCCCCGUUCCCCCAGCCGACGCAUGCGCGAGAUGGUGGCCCUCGCGGACGAGGGGGAAGAGGCUUGCCCGGAUUCCUCACAAUCCGGCAGGCGUUGCGCCCGCUCGAAAUCCGGGAGCGACGGGGAGCGCAGAUAACACUGCACGACGUGCUAGCCGCGUCGGACCGCGCCGCCCGCGUGCCGACACGCUUCCCGCGCCCGCCGUACGACGCGGACCGCCCGCUCCAGCGCACAAUGACGACGGACGGUGGCGGCAAUUACCAUCCAACCGGGACACGAGACUUCACCUUACGAGAAUACGCUUGCAUUCAGGGAUUCCCAGUCGGGUACCAGUUCGCAGAGCCCGGGAUUCGAAAACAGAUCGGUAACGCGUUCCCGCCAACCGCUGUCGAGGUUCUAUAUCGGCACCUGCACCAGUGGCUACGCGAAGUUGACGGGGUGGUUGGGAGCGAAAGAGAGCAGCUGGGUAGGAGGCCCGCCGCCGCCGACGGUGACUUGGUCAUGCUAGACUACGAUCCAAGGUUGGUGGUCGCGGUAGACGACGACGACGAUGACGACGACAGCGAUGAUGACGUUGUGAUAAUAGAUCGCGUCUCGAGGUCGCGGUCGAGUUCGACGAGUUCGGCAACUCUCUCAAUUGGGAGCGGAGUUGGCGCCGAAUAACGAGAUUAAGGCAAUAGCCUAAGUAACCAGGGCGGUCGCUCUAUGCAGACGGGUCAUGUGAUAUUGCGUGCAUUACACGGACUUGGCGACAUACAACCACCUUAUCCGCGUCGAUGUCAUACCCCGGAACUCCUCAUCCUCUCACAUCCCCAACAUACGAGUAGGGACCUACAUCGACGUGAUACGCGGUCUGUCUCUCUUAAUAAAGAGAU
Durotheca rogersii is the source of this 1354-nucleotide messenger RNA. Its product is annotated as S-adenosyl-L-methionine-dependent methyltransferase. The transcript has 2 exons. The coding region runs from base 108 to 1142 and encodes 344 amino acids. Gene Ontology annotation, cellular component: nucleus. NCBI's taxonomy places the organism in Eukaryota, Fungi, Ascomycota, Sordariomycetes, Xylariales, Xylariaceae. The record is from RefSeq and is a predicted model, not a curated record. Gene Ontology annotation, molecular function: methyltransferase activity.